This is a messenger RNA of Pundamilia nyererei, 2189 nucleotides long. RefSeq names its product WEE2 oocyte meiosis inhibiting kinase (gene wee2). Gene Ontology annotation, molecular function: ATP binding; non-membrane spanning protein tyrosine kinase activity; magnesium ion binding. Gene Ontology annotation, biological process: protein phosphorylation; mitotic cell cycle; regulation of meiosis I. The record is from RefSeq and is a predicted model, not a curated record. The coding region runs from base 63 to 1859 and encodes 598 amino acids. Gene Ontology annotation, cellular component: nucleus; cytoplasm. The transcript is spliced from 12 exons. Lineage: Eukaryota; Metazoa; Chordata; Actinopteri; Cichliformes; Cichlidae.
UUAGCUUUUCGUAAUAUUCCCACACUACCCUAACAUUAACGAAAUAUCACAUUUCUUUACUAAUGCUUUACGUCAAGGUGUUUCUUCAAUUACCACAACUCAACCAAUCAGAGAGUUCGAUGACUGAAACCGGUGGCGUCAUUUAUUUAAACAGGAAGUCAUGCAUAUGUGGCGCGAAAUUCAAGCGUGUUGGCGUGGAUGGUCAUUUGUUUGCCCCAAGCAUGGCUACUUUAUUUGAUGGAAUCAGCCAGCAGCUAGAUUUUUCUAGCUGUGGAGAAGAGAGCAGCAGCAGCAGCAGCGGUGACAACUCUGAUGACAGCACCUCCAGAGUCUACAGUCCCACCUCUGCCUGCAGGACCCCCGGAGCACAACGUCACUUCAGUAGAAGCAACUCUUUAUGUUCCCCUCAGCACUGUACCAGCCCCAUACCUUACGCCUCCUGGAGGAAGCUGAGACUGUGUGACUCUCCCAGCACACCCAAGAGUUUGCUAUCAAAGGCCUCCCAGCCUUACUCCAGUCUUAAGAUAAGUCGUCCACAGCGAACUCUGCGUUUUGCAUCAGCUGCCGCAAACCUAAUCACAGCACCUCUCGUCAACGUGAAUCCUUUCACCCCAGACCCGGUGCGCAGGAACAGCGAGCAACCGUGGAGGAACAGUUGUAGAAGUGACGAUGAUGAUGACUUUGGCCGCAGGUUUAAACACAGCCUAACGUCAUCUGAAGAGGAUGAUGACGCCUUUCUCCCACCAAAGAGACGAGCUGUCCAAGCCUUUAUGCUGUCACGCUAUGAGAGCGAAUUCCUGGAGCUAGAGUGCAUUGGUGUGGGUGAGUUUGGUGCAGUUUAUAAGUGUGUGAAGAGGCUGGAUGGUUGCUUGUACGCCAUCAAGCGCUCCAGACGACCCCUGGCAGGCUCUGCCAAUGAGCAGCUGGCCCUAAAGGAAGUGUAUGCACAUGCUGUGCUUGGGCACCACCCACAUGUUGUCCGAUAUUACUCAGCAUGGGCUGAGGAUGAUCACAUGAUUAUUCAGAAUGAAUACUGUGACGGUGGAAGUCUUAAUGGCGCUAUUGUAAAGAGGGAGGCAAAGGGAGAGCUGUUCACAGAGGCAGAGUUGAAAGAUCUGCUUCUGCAAGUGUCUGUGGGUCUAAAAUACAUCCACGGCUCAGGCCUCGUUCACUUGGACAUCAAACCGAGUAAUAUAUUCAUUUGCCACCGCCCCAGCGCAAUUGUGACGGGUGAGAGUGAAGAGGAAGAAGAUGGAAACCCUUCAACCAGAAUCAUUUACAAAAUCGGUGAUCUGGGUCACGUGACAUCAGCCACCAGUCCUCAAGUUGAGGAGGGGGACAGCCGCUUUCUGGCCAGUGAAGUCCUGCAUGAGGAUUACAGUCACCUCCCCAAGGCGGACAUAUUUGCCCUGGGCCUCACGGUGCUGCUGGCUGCCGGGGCUUCUCCUCUGCCGCUAAAUGGAGAUCAGUGGCACAGUCUUAGAGAGGGGCGUCUCCCCAAGCUGCCACAGGAGCUCUCGUCUCCCUUUAGAUGUUUACUUCAGUUGUUGCUGGAACCAGACCCAACAAAGCGGCCAUCUGCUAGGGAGCUUUGCAAGCACACAGUCUUGAGGGAGAAGAGGACUGAGAGGCUGGCUGCUCAGCUGCGAAGAGAGUUGACUGUAGAGAGGUUCAGGACCGCCAUGCUUGAGAAAGAACUCCAGGAGGCCCGUCAGGCAGCUUUGUCACCCAAGCAGAACCACCUACAGGGGCACAGACCACCUGUCAAGAUGGGCUCCCUCCCCAAACCAGGGAGGAGGCUUGUUGGUAGAAAGACUGCAAGAUCCAUGAGCUUUGAUUGCCCAGGUUAUGAAGUCUGAGAUGACGUGAAGCCUAAUUUUCUGUUUUUUGCUGUGGUGUUUACUGUGACACUCUGCCAAGAAGUUGUGGUAAAGAAUGCAGCAGAAGGCAAUGUAGCGUGACUCCAGCAGCAACCGUAACAGAGACGAUCGCUACAUAAUCUUAUUUUACGUUGUGACUCAGACUUAAAGCAUUGGACAGAACUGUUUUAAUUAUAUUCUUGACUCAAACAUGUUCCAGGUGAUCAUUUUAACAUCUCAUAACAAGUGAAGACCAGUAUGCUUAACAAGUCAGGCACUUGGUGGUUGUUGUUGUUUUUUCUUUUAAAACCUGUAAAUAAACAUUUUAAG